AUGUUCUCCGAUCCCAACUCGAAGCCACUGCCAAAGACCGCGCCAGCGACGUCCCGGGGGCAACCAGUGCCCAUUGUGCACAUGCUCCCGGAAAAGUACGAGGACUUGCCGGCUGAUUUCCCCGAGUCGUUUCGGGAUCUGGCGUCGUAUUACCGGACGCCGAGGGCGUAUCAUCCCCGGGCGACGAAUACGUGUUUGCCGCGGAGUUGGGAUCUGAUGGCGAAUUUUGAUGCGUUUCGCUGGAAUAGCAUGAUUAGUCCGCGGCCGUUGUUGAUGAUUACGGGGUCGAAGGCGGCGACGAAGUGGUUUACUGAGGAGGGGAUUGAGAGGGCCAAGGAGCCGAAGGAGUUGUUUGUGGUGGAGGGGUUGACGCAUGCGGAUUUGUAUGAUCGGGUGGAGGAGCCGGGGGUGAAGUUGGUGGAGUUUUUUGGGACAAGUUUGGUUUGA
Aspergillus ibericus CBS 121593 is the source of this 447-nucleotide messenger RNA. RefSeq names its product alpha/beta hydrolase. The record is from RefSeq and is a predicted model, not a curated record. The transcript has a single exon. Lineage: Eukaryota; Fungi; Ascomycota; Eurotiomycetes; Eurotiales; Aspergillaceae. The coding region runs from base 1 to 447 and encodes 148 amino acids.